Molecule: messenger RNA, 2783 nt
Organism: Neltuma alba
Lineage: Eukaryota; Viridiplantae; Streptophyta; Magnoliopsida; Fabales; Fabaceae
Product: histidine kinase 3-like
Biological process (GO): phosphorylation; phosphorelay signal transduction system
Cellular component (GO): nucleus
Molecular function (GO): phosphorelay sensor kinase activity
Source: RefSeq, a predicted model, not a curated record
AUGUCCCUGAAGCAGGAUUUGAUGAUUAUUAGCCAUAUCCAAGCCAUGUCAAUACUCAUCUCAACCUUCCACCAUGCCAAGUCCCCUUCUGCCAUCGAUCAGAGAACAUUUGCUAGGUACACAGAACGAACUGCUUUUGAGAGGCCCCUUACUAGUGGUGUUGCUUAUGCUGUGAGGGUGCUUCAUUCUGAAAGGGAACAAUUCGAGAAGCAACAUGGUUGGACCAUUAAGAGGAUGGAUACCCUUGAGCAGAACCCCAUUCAUGAGGAUGACUAUGCUCCUGAGGCAUUGGAGCCUUCCCUAGUUCGAGAAGAAUAUGCUCCUGUCGUUUUUGCACAGGAUACAAUUUCCCAUGUUAUUUCUGUUGAUGUGCUGUCCGGAAAGGAAGAUCGUGAAAAUGUUUUGCGUGCCAGAGAGUUAGGGAAAGGAGUUUUAACCGCUCCUUUUAGGCUACUCAAAACAAAUCAUCUUGGAGUUAUCCUCACCUUUGCAGUUUACAACACAGAUCUUCCAUCAAAUGCAACCUCAAAUGAAAGGAUUCAAGCAACAAAUGGGUAUCUUGGUGGCGUCUUUGAUAUUGAGUCAUUGGUUGAAAAAUUACUUCAACAACUAGCUAGCAAGCAAACUGUGAUUGUUAAUGUGUAUGAUACUACUAAUCAUACCCACCCGAUUCCAAUGUAUGGUUCAAACGUAUCAGAUGAUGGAUUCUAUCAUGUUAGUUCCCUGAACUUUGGAGAUCCUUUUCGGAAGCAUGAGAUGCACUGUAGGUUCAAACAGAAACCUCCGUGGCCCUGGUUGGCAAUAGCCACAUCAAUUGGCAUCCUUGUUAUUACGCUCCUUGUGGGUCAUAUUUUUCAUGCUACUGUGAAUCGAAUUGCUAAAGUGGAGGAUGAUUACCGUGAGAUGAUGGAACUUAAAAAACGAGCUGAGGUAGCUGAUGUUGCCAAAUCCCAGUUUCUGGCCAUCGUUUCUCAUGAGAUCCGAACACCAAUGAAUGGUGUUCUUGGAAUGUUGCACUUGCUUAUGGACACAGAUCUAGAUGUAACACAGAAAGAAUAUGUCAGAACAGCACAGGGUAGUGGAAAAGCUCUAGUAUCGCUUAUAAAUGAGGUUUUGGACCAGGCAAAGAUUGAAUCUGGUAAGCUUGAGCUUGAGGCAGUGCUAUUUGACAUACGAGCAGUUUUGGAUGAUGUGUUGUCACUAUUCUCUGAGAAAUCUCAAGAAAAGGGAGUAGAGUUGGCAGUGUAUGUCUCAGAUAAGGUUCCUGAACUGCUUGUGGGUGAUCCAGGAAGGUUUCGGCAAAUAAUUACAAAUCUCAUGGGCAAUUCAAUUAAGUUCACAGAGAAAGGGCACAUAUUUGUCACUGUCCAUCUUAUUGAGGACGUUGUCAAUUCCAUCGAAGUUGCAACAGCAAAGAAUACCCUGAGUGGCUUUCCUGUUGCUGAUAGAUGUCAAAGUUGGAAAGGAUUCAAUUCUGUUGGUCAAGAAGGACCUCUGGGUUCUUUCUCAUCUUCCUCUUCUGAUCGCAUUACUCUCAUUGCAUCUGUUGAAGAUACAGGCGAAGGAAUUCCUCAAGAAGCCCAAUCCCACAUCUUCACUCCAUUCAUGCAGGUUGGUCCUUCUGUCUCCAGAAAACAUGGGGGAACAGGUAUUGGGCUGAGCAUCAGCAAGUGCUUGGUUGGCCUCAUGCAUGGGGAAAUUGGAUUGAGCUGUCCAAAGAUUGAAUCUACUUUCACAUUUACUGCUGUCUUCAAUGAAUCCCCUAUUUCAACUGAUGGUAAAACUCAGCAAAUUAAGAACCAACCUAACCUUGCAUCCUCAGAAUUUCAGGGCAUGACCACACUUGUUAUAGACCCUAGACCUGUCAGAGCUGAAGUGUUGAGGUAUCACAUUAAACGGCUUGGCAUUCAUGUUCAAAUAGCUUCGGAUUUAAAUCAAGGUUUGUCUGUCAUAAGCAAGGGGGAUAUGGUUAUCGAUAUGAUCUUAGUUGAGCACAAAGUCUGGGAUGGAGAUUCUGGUGUUUCAUCUCAAUUUAUCGGUAAGAUGAGGAAAAUUGACGGCAGGGAUCCUCCAAAGCUGUUCGUUCUUGUUAAUUCUAGCAGCUCUUCCAGAACAAGUUCCAUAACAUUGGGUGUCAAUAAUCCAACUGUCAUUGUAAAACCUCUGAGAGCAAGCAUGCUUGCUGCUACAUUACAGCGAGCCUUGGGGGUGGGGAACAAGGGGAAUCCUCGAAAUGGGGAGCUUCCAAGUUUGUCUCUCUGCCAUCUUUUGCGUGGGAGAAAAAUCCUCAUUGUAGACGACAAUAGUGUGAAUCGAAUAGUAGCAGCUGGUGCUUUAAAAAAGUAUGGAGCUGAUGUGGUCUGUGUUAACAGUGGAAAAGAUGCCAUCUCUAUGCUGAAGCCGCCUCAUCAAUUUGAUGCCUGUUUUAUGGAUAUUCAAAUGCCAGAAAUGGAUGGGUUUGAAGCUACUAGGAUGAUUCGGGAGAUGGAACGUGUAAACAGAGGAGAAGUGCCCGUGGAAACCUUGGAAAAUACUUCAAACUGCCACAUGCCCAUUUUGGCUAUGACUGCAGACGUGAUUCAGGCAACGCAAGAGGAAUGCCUGAAGUGUGGAAUGGAUGGAUAUGUUUCGAAACCAUUUGAAGCCGAACAGCUUUAUCAGGAAGUUUCACGGUGUUUCCAAUCCACUUCAUGAGAGAAUACCAUUCAGAAAAUCAGAGAUUUGCAAUGGACGCAUUGCUGCCUGUUUUCCAGGACACUCACAAGCUUGCAAAUAGUUUCACA